Jaculus jaculus (lesser Egyptian jerboa) is the source of this 1604-nucleotide messenger RNA. It is a transcript of the gene Acvr1c, whose product is annotated as activin A receptor type 1C. The transcript has 9 exons. Gene Ontology annotation, molecular function: ATP binding; activin receptor activity, type I. Gene Ontology annotation, biological process: protein phosphorylation; activin receptor signaling pathway; cellular response to growth factor stimulus. The coding region runs from base 94 to 1425 and encodes 443 amino acids. NCBI's taxonomy places the organism in Eukaryota, Metazoa, Chordata, Mammalia, Rodentia, Dipodidae. Gene Ontology annotation, cellular component: plasma membrane; activin receptor complex. The record is from RefSeq and is a predicted model, not a curated record.
GCCCAGCUCUCGGCAGGACUGAAGUGUGUGUGCCUUUUGUGUGAUUCUUCGAACUUUACCUGCCAAACCGAAGGAGCCUGUUGGGCCUCUGUCAUGUUAACCAAUGGGAAAGAGCAAGUGAUCAAAUCCUGUGUGUCCCUCCCAGAGUUAAAUGCACAAGUUUUCUGCCAUAGUUCCAACAAUGUCACCAAAACUGAAUGCUGCUUCACGGAUUUUUGCAACAAUAUAACACUGCACCUUCCAACAGCAUCACCAAAUGCCCCCAAACUUGGGCCCAUGGAGCUGACGAUUGUCAUCACUGUGCCUGUGUGCCUCCUGUCCAUUGCGGCCAUGCUGACUAUCUGGGUAUGUCAGGACCGCCAGUGUGGGCACAGAAAGACCAGGAGACACAAUGUGGAGGAGCCGCUGACAGAGUGCAGCCUGGUACAUGCUGGAAAAACUCUCAAAGAUCUGAUUUAUGAUGUAACUGCCUCGGGCUCAGGUUCUGGUCUACCUCUCUUGGUUCAAAGAACAAUUGCAAGGACAAUUGUACUUCAGGAAAUUGUAGGAAAAGGUCGAUUUGGUGAAGUGUGGCAUGGAAGAUGGUGUGGGGAAGAUGUGGCUGUGAAAAUAUUCUCCUCUAGAGAUGAAAGAUCUUGGUUUCGUGAGGCAGAAAUUUACCAGACAGUUAUGUUACGCCAUGAAAAUAUUCUUGGUUUCAUUGCUGCUGACAAUAAAGAUAAUGGCACUUGGACUCAACUGUGGCUUGUAUCUGAGUAUCAUGAGCAGGGCUCCUUAUAUGACUAUCUGAACAGAAACAUAGUGACGGUGGCUGGAAUGAUCAAGCUGGCACUUUCAAUAGCUAGUGGUCUGGCUCACCUUCACAUGGAGAUUGUUGGGACACAAGGGAAACCUGCCAUUGCUCAUCGAGAUAUAAAGUCAAAGAAUAUCUUGGUGAAGAAAUGUGACACUUGUGCCAUAGCAGACUUGGGGUUGGCUGUGAAGCAUGACUCAGUUCUGAACACUAUAGACAUUCCUCAGAAUCCAAAAGUGGGAACCAAGAGGUAUAUGGCCCCUGAAAUGCUUGAUGAUACAAUGAACAUGAGUAUCUUUGAGUCCUUCAAACGUGCUGACAUCUAUUCUUUGGGUCUGGUUUACUGGGAAAUAGCCCGAAGGUGUUCAGUUGGAGGAAUUGUUGAGGAGUACCAGUUGCCUUAUUAUGAUAUGGUGCCAUCUGAUCCCUCAAUAGAGGAAAUGAGGAAGGUUGUUUGUGACCAGAAGUUCCGACCAAGUAUCCCCAACCAGUGGCAAAGCUGUGAAGCACUCCGGCUCAUGGGGAGGAUAAUGCGCGAAUGCUGGUAUGCCAACGGGGCGGCUCGCCUAACAGCGCUCCGAGUGAAGAAGACCAUUUCUCAACUGUGUGUCAAAGAAGACUGCAAAGCCUGAUCACAACAGAGUCAAAAAGUGACCUUGUGCUUUCUUUCCCAUUUCCCCUCUGUAUGUAAAUGUUUUUACUUCUUUUAUUUGUCAUAUUUUGUUUUGUUUUGGUCUACCUCAAAGAUAUAAUUUACUACAGUAUUUAAGUGCCACAAAGGCAGCAUGAAAGAUAACUAAAAUUAAGCAUG